AUGGGUUAUAACCGUCUCACCCUGGAUCCUGGGAACGGGGAUCUCCGUCCCUGUCCUCUUGUUCGGCCCCUUUCUCCUUCGUUCCCUUUCGGUUUGUGCCCGGCUCCAUUUUAUGUGGGUCGGUCGUUUCUUCGUUUUGAGCUACAUGCUCAACCGACCUCGCGCCGCCAACGAUGGAGCACCGGCUUUCACGAAACUCGGUCCGUGCCUGGACAGGAUCAAGCCACUUUUGGGCCCGAGUUUGGAGGACAGAGUUCGCUCGGUACUCGAGGAGUUCGUAUGCAAGUCGAGCUCGCGCUACGCGAAACGAUUUCCACGAGUGAAGAAAUUCCUAAACACGGUGACCACUUGGGCCGGCUGUUUGGACGCCUCUGUCAAGGACACGGAUACCAGGCAGGAAAUGAUUAAGCACGCGAUCGAAUAUCUGGUGAAGGAUGGCCUGGUGACACAGUUCGCGGACCCAGUCGUUCUGAAUAGAGGACCGAAUAAAGUGGAUGCCGAUUCCUUGGCCGCCGAGCAGAACCAAGCCUUGAAAAGCAUGAACGUCUGGAGGUUUAUUAACGAGAAGGAUUAUUGGCUGUGCCAAGAUUGCGCAACUUGCGUAGAUGCAGAAACCACUCUACAAAUCCACCAUCAGUGCGAAAAAGUCACUUCCAAUACUGAUUUAGACGUCGAAGUCGGUUCAUUCUCUCAAGAGUCGUCGACUUUUUACAGCACCUGUAGAACGAAUUCUAUCUGCAGUCCAGUUUCCAACCGGCGAAUCGAAAAUCCAAUAUCUCAAGCAAGGAUCAAUUGUCGAGAUUUUCAACUGAUUCUCGAGUCGAAUCGAAAUGGAAGAAAUCCAGAGAAGUGCAAAUUCGACAACGCGAACGAAGACAGUUCGAAAGGAGAGACUAUCAAAACACUCGACCUGAAGGUAAAAUUCAACUGCGGCGCGAAACUCGUACAGACUCAAACCAGUCAAGGAAAUUUGAAUUUCAUUUUCGAAGCAAGUCAAAGCAAGUUAAAUCGAACGCCGAAUGAAAGCUCUAACGUUGCGAAUCGUCCGAAACCUGCUCCAAGGGGAGGAUGUUCAAAAGGAUCAGACACAAGAGUAAAGCAUGGCUGUUCUAAAUUUCCUAAAAACUGCAAGAUACAAAUCUACGUUCACAAAGCAACGAGCACCAGCCGCUCUGACAUUCGAAAGCCACCGAAUAUAUCGAAUCUUUCGCUACCUUGCAAAUCGAGCCAACUGAUCGUUCGAUUGUUCGAGGCUGACCCAUCGCUAUCGGACUCCUGUUUAAUCCUAAUGAGGAAAAGGUUCGAGAAAGACAUUAGCAACGCUUGUUCCUGCAUGAACGACGUUCUAAGAAAGUUGGACGAGACACUGAUCAAACAGCUACGUUUGAACUGCGAGAUUCGACCUGGUCGCGUGGACUUGAACCUUUCGUGCAAAACCGGCGAAACUAUGAACAAGAAGAGCAAGACUCGAUGGUUCCUCGGUCGAGUUCCCACUUGCAGCAACGUUCACAAACGCGGCUCGCGUCACGAGCUCGUCGAAAGCUGCGAGAAUUCGAACGCAGAUCGACGCGAAGAACCUCGAGGUUCGACGAUACUUCUUGCUGAUGCUGCAGCGAAACGCAGCGAAAUAUUCGAUGAGCCACGCGUUGCUUCUCCGCGAUCUGUUUGCUCGGAUCGUGGCUCGAUGGAAACGAAGCAGAUUUGCAGGAACGAAAUUGAGAAUGGAAGGGAGGAGAGGAGGAGCGAGGUUGAUCUCGCGAGAAAGGGAGAGAAGCAGGUGGAUUUCGUGGUUUCUUCGCGUACGAUAAACUUGCAGGAUGAUAAGGACUCCGUGAUUCCCAUUCAAACUGAUAUUGAACGAUCUGAGAGACGUGAUACAAGGGGCGACGAUGAUGAAAUUUGUGAGGGAGAGAUUGAUCGAUCGAGAUUGUUAGAUAACAGAGGAAAAGAGGAGAUGAUAAUGGGACAAUGUAAAGCUGAAGAAACUGUGGAUGUAAGUAAAAAGUCUGAGGUAUGGAACGAUGGAUUUAUGGUAGGAGAUUCUGAGAAUAAAUUGAUAGAAUUAUACGAUCUCAAAUGUGACUGUUCUUCGGAUAAUUUGAAAGCAGAUGGCUUUGGGGAAUAUAAUUCGACGACUGAAGGUUGUAAUUUAGAGGGAUGUUCUCGUCAUGCUUCUUGUGAUAGAAUAAUUGAGCAUAAUCCUUCGCGUAUGAAGGAUGUGGGUAAGAAGAAUUCAAAAGAUCGGCCCUGUCACGUGUUUCGUACGAAUGACAGAGUGAUUGAACAUUCUUCGAAUUUAGAUGAUAAAGAGUAUUACUCGAGAGUAAAUCAUUGUCACGUGAUUUGUAUGAACGAUAGAAUGGUUGAGCAUAAUCUUUCGCGAAUGAAGAAUGUAGAUAAUAAAAACUCAAAAGUAGACGUACCUACUUGCACGAGUGACAGAGUGAUUGAACAUUCUUCGAAUUUAGAUGAUAAAGAGUAUUACUUGAGAGUAAAUCAUUGUCACCUGAUUUGUAUGAACGAUAGAAUGGUUGAACAUAAUCUUUCGCGAAUGAAGAAUGUAGAUAAUAAAAACUCAAAAGUAGACGUACCUACUUGCACGAGUAAUUCUUCGCAGAUAACGAAUUCAGGCAAUGAAGACUGCCCCUGCUGUUCGAAAGGAAAUACUUUGAAACAAUCUGUUUUGCAAGAAUCUACCUCACAGAAGAAGAAAUACGAUUCCAAGCCAGAAGAUCACGUUUCAACGAGUAUUUCAGAUUUAAGAAGAGGGAAAGAGCUCUUCGAAAAGGAAGAACGUGUUUUUGAAUUGAAGCGAAGUAUCUUGCAGAUGAAGGAUAUAUCUAAGCAAGAAAUACACGUUUUCGAUAUAAAAGAGAGGGAGAAAGAUAUUUUGAAGGUAGAAGAGAAAUACAGCGUCGACUCUAUUUGUGCCUUGAAUUCAAACUCGGAAGAUAGCUACGACAUGAAGUGUUCUUGCUGCGGUGAGGAUAUUGACGGAAGGAAUGAUAUUCAAUCGAAUAAAUCUUUCAUUUGUCUCGACGAAAAACUUGCCGGCUCGAUUAUGGCAGAAAACGCAACAACCUCGCAAACUGUGAAAGAUACUUCCAAUCUCCGACGUUCGGGAUUUAUUAUCGAAUCAAAGGAAUCUUCGAUUCGCGAUCGAUUUCCAAAUCGAUUCACGACGAGUAAGAAAAAUUCAAUAGAUCUGUCGCAGAUAUGCUCGGCUAGUGGCGAAAGAAGAAAUUCAAUCGACGAUACUCGCGAUCGAAAUGAUUCAUUUCAGAACUCCUCUACACGUUCCAACGUUAAAAGUUCUCCAAUUACCGAGUCCUUGUUCGUAUUCUGCGAAGGAUCAAACGCGAAACAGUUCUUCUCCGAAACAACAUCGAACUCCUCCACAAACGAAGAAGAAAAUUGCCACACGGACAGGCGAGAAUCGCAUGGAAAGUUCAAAUUACCGUGCAGAGGAUAUGUUCCAGCAGCGUGUCGUCGAAAAUCGAUAUAUUCCGUGACGUGUGAUCCGGCCUGCACCACGAGGGAUCCUCUCUCUCGAAUCGGUCGAAACGUCGGGGAAGAUCGUCCGAAAGAACAGAAAGGAAAAGACGGUGUACCGAUCGUCUCUCGAUGUAAAAAUCGUCCGUGGCGAGGAUCGAUGGUUCGUGGCGGUUUUUGCGGCUCCUUCCCAGCCGUCGAUCGUAUCAAAUACCUAAUUCGCAAGAAACUGCGAAAAUUGCUUCUGGAGGAGCGUGACAAGGGGACCAGCACGUCGAAGACGUUCCUGAGGAACGACAGAUACCUUGUCAGCAUUUCCAGCGGAAAAUUGAACGACAGUCGAAUAACUCGCGAGUCCUGUCCCGCCGGUUCCUCGAUUCGUUGCCCGUUUACGACGAGAAAUCGAUACGAAGCCAGAGGAUCGCCGGAGAGAACCUUCGACGAAGGCAGUUGUUUCGGCAAAAAUAAGAGCAUUUUCGGGGAUAUUGUGAGAGAAAGAUGCCAGAGGAUGACACGGGGCAACGACAUACUUAAGAAGAUCAAGAUCGGUGACGUUUCGAGGUCCCCGGGGCAGAAACGCGACUCGAAGUCGACCGAUACGCAAGAUUUGACGAUGGGUGAUGGAGGAGGAAGGGCCGGGAGAAGUAAACAAAAGGGUAGAAACGAGCAGAGGUUUCUUGCAAAUUCCCCUUGGUGUGAUAAAAGUAGAAAAAGCCGAAAUCGUUCGAGCGUUGUAGCCUUGAACUCGAGGAGGAUGGUGUUUUUCGAAGACGAUCAUCGUGAUCACUCGUCGAGACAGAAAGUUCGCGAGAAACACGAUUCGAAGGAGAAAGACAGAACUAAGGAUCUUUCUACCGAAUCAAAGUUGAAGUAUUGCUCUAGAAGGGAUCAGUACGAACAUGGUUUCCCUAGAAGCUCGUACGAGUAUAAAAAUGGACGAGGAUCGAACGCAGAGGACGUGACGUGUUACGACAAAUUGAGAUCCUUCGAGAAACGAUUGUUCAAGCUCGAGAGAAUACGCGACGAACAGAAUAAUUUCGCUGUCCUUCUCAGCGACUAUGAGAAACGCGUCAACGAGCUGGAUGCUGAUUUUAGGCUCAAGUUGUUGCAAUACGUGAUGCUUUGCAGGAGCGUGAAGAACUCGUUGAUGAAGAGGUUACAACCGGAUGACGUUUACGAGGUCACUUCGAGCUCCGCGCGUGCCGGCCCCGAAGAAGAGAUAAAGUAUUGUAGACUAACCAUUGAGAGCAGCAGCAUCCAUCCCUCUGGCCAGAUCGAUAUUUCCUGGCAACCACCAGAGAGGGUGCCCACCCCAGUUACUCUAUGUUUGUAACAAUGCAAGUCGACUCCUAACAGCUAGUGAAAGAUUUAAGCUGUCGAUAUCUCUGACCUUUUCUUUUUUUUUUUCUUAUCAAUUUCAGUCGAGUAUCUUCGCGAUUUAAAGGAAGAAUAAAUUAAUAUGAAUUGAUAUAUCAGUAAUUUUUUUUAGUAAUAUGCUGUUAAGAUUUUUAACAAGUAUUCGAUAUUGAUAGUGUUUGAUAAGAUUUGAUAAAAAGUUCAUUUCGUAGAUGUUUUUGGGGAAAAUUAAUAUAUAUUAGAUUCUAUAUUAUUGUUAAUUUAAUUAGGUAACUAAUAAUUCAGUUUAAUUAUCAUCCGAAGGACUGGAAUUAUAUUUUUCUUCUCUGUAAACUAAUUUACGUUGUAGAGUUGGAUUUACUUGAAUUUAGACUUGAACGUUUUGAAGUUGUGAAAUUUUAAUUUGUCAUAUUUUAUUUCUGAAAAGAGAAGUUAAAUUUUCAUAAACAAUAUAUAAACAGUAAUAACAUUGAUUCUAUGAAUAAAUGAAUCGUUAGUUGAAAAAUUAGUCGAAGAUAAAAAUAAUAUAACAUUAGUAGCGCGAUUCAGUAGAAAUGGACAAUCACAUAACAGACAUAGUCGAGAAUGAGACAGUUUUCCGCGUACAGUAGAAUCAGACAGUUUUACUUCAGUCCAUAUUUCACAGGUAACCUAAAUGCUCGAACAGUACUUGCUGCAAAAUUUAUGUGGAAAACUUUUGACAAAAUUUGUGUCUCAAGUUAAAUCAUUGCUGUUAUUUUUUCAUGGUGAUAUAAAUUAACAGUAUUUUAAUUAUAAACAAAUUUAUAUAUAAAUAGACAAGUUAAAUAGACAAGUUUGAGAUUUGAUGAAAAUAAGAAUUUUAUUUAGAGCAUUAUUUACAGGUAGUAUCACGUUCUAAAAAUCUUUACGGUUAGAAUUUUGUAAUUAUGCAUAUAUAUUCUUUGUACCGUGAAAUUAUGUUUUUUUUACAUACUUAAUAAAAAUUAAUAUCAUCGAUCACAGCAAAAUAUUUUGUCGUGAUUGUCAACAUAGAAACGUCAUACUAUCACAAUCUCGUUUUCUUUCUAUCACUUACGAUGUAUAUUUACCACUUGUUCGCAUAUUUCUUUCAGGUAGAACAAACAAAAGGGAAUUUGCGCAAGUCCAAUCGUUUAAGUGGAUUGUGGAAUUUUAUUUCAAAAAGUUAAAAAAUAUUCAAAGUAUAUUAUUUACUGUGAUAUUUAGUGAAUUUCUAUAAUUCACAAAAAUUUAUUUAAAAAUCCGAAAUUUAAUGACGAGAUUCUUUUUUAAUAAAUGAAAUAGAUUUAAUUCUUUAUAAAUGUAAAUAAUAUUCUUCGCAGGACAUGUUUCGUUAAAAUAAAUGGUAUUUAUAUUUUUAUAAGAAUUUAUUAUUUUAUUAUAAGAUUUUAUUAUGUUUUAUAUAAUGAUUACGACUUUCAAGAAUUCUACAGCAACAAUGGAAAGUAUUGUUAAGAUUAAAAGAUUAGAAGACAGUAAUAUUGUUAAGAUAGAUUUAAACCUUAGCAGAUUUAAACUUCAAAGAUCUUCGAAAAUUAAGCAUCAAUUCUUAUCAACGAUCACUUUCCUCCAUGUCGUUUUAUAUUAAUUCUUAACUACAGACCGCUUGUUUGAGACAUUUUAAGUUUUUAUUUCAUUAUUAUACUCUAAUGACGAAUUUCAGUUUCUUCAGCAAUUGAGCAUCUCCAAUUUUACAUAUAUAUAUACACAAUAUUAUUUUAUAGUUUUAAUUUACAACAGAAGAUGA
Heterotrigona itama is the source of this 6595-nucleotide messenger RNA. The record is from the annotation of a GenBank genome assembly. Lineage: Eukaryota; Metazoa; Arthropoda; Insecta; Hymenoptera; Apidae.